Durusdinium trenchii is the source of this 1143-nucleotide messenger RNA. The record is from the annotation of a GenBank genome assembly. NCBI's taxonomy places the organism in Eukaryota, Dinophyceae, Suessiales, Symbiodiniaceae.
UUAAAACUGAACUGGUUCCACAUGCGGAACUCAGCAGGUGUCUAAAGAACGCCGUUGGAAAGACACGGCGAAACUCGUCAUGGGCACGCGGGUUUCGCUCCAAGAGGUCUCACAGGACUGGGACUCCAGAUUCAUCAGGCCACAUGGGCUUAGCACCUUACAGCCGGCGAUGGCCAGCCCACGCGAGGCUAUCGAAGAGUUUCUCUGGGUUCCCACCGCUUUCACGGCGCAAAGUAGUGUGGCGUCGGUGAAUCGCUCUGCCGCCCGCGGUCUGGAGGCGAUCCAGCACGCAAAGGAGGUCAUUCCUGGCCAACGGAAAGAGUUGAACGAAGUGAUGAAUGCCAGGAUGGCCGAGCUGGCACCCCUGUGCUCCAAAUACAUGUUCAGACGUGCCGAGCUGCAGGGCUUGAGCGCCGCGCAGUGCUUGGCCGCACAGGGCCGCUUGAACGCGGAGCAGCUGACUGACGAUGGGGGCCCUCCUGGAUGUGUGGAUCUACGUCAGACUAAAAGUCAAGGUGACCCGCGCCUGCCGGGCAAGACCUGUACCUGGGGCUACGGCAAGCAUAAGUUGAAGUGCUCGGCUAGGUGGUCGGUUCAGAUGUGCUCGCGCGGUUCCAUUCCGAUUGGUUCGACCUCGACAUCUGACCCGUUGGACUACUUGCGCGAUCGCGAGGCGGUGCCGGGAUCAGAUCCAGAUGGAGAAGCUUUGUCCAUGGACGACUGGGUUCGACGCUGGUGCCAUCCCAAGUUCAGUGUCCCUGCCAGAGCCUUAAACGCUGAUCUGGCAGCCGGGCAGCACGUGAGCAACGAGGAGGCUGAGUUGGAGGCCGAAGCUCUGAAACCGGCGGGGGACAAUCCAGACAAGGCUGCUGAGCUCGCAGUGGAGAAGUGACGCUUUCAGACCGGUGGAGAAGACCAGCGUGGGGUGAGCACGUGAAGAAACACCUAUUGAGCCUUUUGAGUCGGCAAAUCCGUGAAAGGAAGCAUCCAGGCUGGACCAGGCUGGGGCCACCGACCUUCGGUGGUUCAUUUCCGCCGAAGGUCGAGCCGUCCGUCAUUUGGAGACAGGAUAUGUUGACCCGUUCAGGAUACACCUUGACACACCUCAGUUGUCAUUUCUCUUGCAAAAGAGAAGAGCUUCCA